Messenger RNA from Cyprinodon variegatus (sheepshead minnow), 3248 nucleotides. Its product is annotated as NMDA receptor synaptonuclear signaling and neuronal migration factor-like. The record is from RefSeq and is a predicted model, not a curated record. The transcript has 15 exons. Gene Ontology annotation, cellular component: nucleus; cytoplasm. The coding region runs from base 1 to 2229 and encodes 742 amino acids. Lineage: Eukaryota; Metazoa; Chordata; Actinopteri; Cyprinodontiformes; Cyprinodontidae. Gene Ontology annotation, biological process: regulation of neuronal synaptic plasticity; positive regulation of neuron migration.
AUGGUUGAUGACCCACAUCAGGCAGGAAGGCCCUCUGAGGAGGAGGAGCUGAUCUUCAUCACUGCUACCAAGGAGCAAGUGAAGAGCAGAAAAAGCAACAAUCAGAGGAAAAUUCCACACAACAUGAAAUCUGAUCAGUACUUCCUGCCUGGAAGCAGCUUCGGAGACAGAGCCGCUCAGCAGUCCGCUCCAGGUCCGCUGGGUUCGGAUGGGGUCCGGUUCCGAUUGUUUCCCUUCAGUCAGUCUGUGGGAUGUUCUGGUUCUGGUUCCGGUUCUGCUCCUCUGGUUCUGCUCCUCUUCAGGAUGGGAGCCGCUGGGUCCAAGAAGAGGAACCUGAGGACUGAUGCCUUCUGCUCCGCCAAAGUUCGAGCAGCCAGAGCAUUUGGAGAACAUCUGUCCAACACAAAUCCAGAAAACCACAACGGGGCAGAUCGUCUUUUGUCAGACUCAUUCGCUGGUCAGGACUGUGACUCUCCAGACGUCGGUGGCUUUCAGAACAAAACCCUUCCACCGCACAGACCGCACAAAAGUCUGGCCCUAACUAAGCCCAGCCGCCCCCAUCAGCCCAGUCCCAGGUCAAAUCCACAGGUGCUCCCUCAGGUCGACCCCAUCAGGACUCAAGGCCUUCCAGGGCCCUCAAAACGUCGACUCUCUGUAGAGCGAAGCCUCUCCUCAGAGGACCCACCAAGUGCCAGAGGUUCCCAGGGCAGCGUUGCUCUGAGGCCGUCUAGAGUUUACACAAUAACAAGGGAAGGCAGGAUGACUCUGGGGGGCGCUGGUCGCCAGGAGGCUGUAGAGCUGGAGGUGCUGAAGGGGCCCAGGGAGCCCCAGCCCUCCAACCCUGCCAUCCACACCCAGUCCUCAGCUGCGGCUAUUCGAGGUAGCCACCACCACAGCAGCCAUAGUCGCACUAGCCAUCACCAUAGCAACCAGCUACAAGGGGGCCCUUCAACAGCCUCCCAGCCACUACAGAGCUCCAGGAGUGCCAGCGACAUCGGCGACUGGUGGGUCAGGAGAGGAGGGUCCAGGGAGGACUACAGCCCAGACUGUGUGGCCUGCAUUCGGGCCCCAUGUCAAAGCCAGCGGUCCCUGGACCUGGACUCGUCCCCACAGGAUGGAGAAAAGCACCGAAAGAAGCUGGAGAGGGUCUACAGCGAGGACCGGACGUCCACUGACAACAAAGAUGACGGGUCUAAUAGCUGGUUCCCCAAGGAGAACAUGUUCAGCUUUCAGACGGCCACCACCACCAUGCAGGCCAUAUCGGCUUUCCGUGGCAUUGCUGAGCGAAAGAGGCGCAAAAGAGAGCAGGAGACAGCCGCCAUGAUGGAGAGGUACUGUGUUCUGGCUGUGCUGUGCUGUCUGGUGCUGAACGCGCUGCUCCUCCGUCCGUCAGGAUCCGCCCUGAUCCACAGAGCCAUCUUCAUUCCGCCUGCCUGCCCCCCACCUGCCUGCCACCCGCCCGCCUUUUGCCUGCCGCCACCCGCCUGCCGCCUGCCUUUUGCCAACCCGCCUGCUGCAUGGUGUCAUGUCUGGUUAUGUGCAGAGCUGCAGACCUCCUCAGGGACUCUGGAUGAAGGGUUGGGUGAGGAUGCUGAGUGGGAGGAGGAGAGGCUGUCCUGCCAAGGAGAGGAUUUCAUCCCGCCUAAAGUUAUGCUCAUCUCCUCUAAAGUACCGAAGGCCGAAUAUGUUCCCAACAUCAUCCGGAGGGACGAUCCCUCCAUCAUCCCUAUUCUAUACGACCAUGAACACGCCACCUUUGAUGACAUCCUGGAGGAGAUAGAGAAGAAGCUGAGUUCCUACAGGAAAGGCUGCAGAAUCUGGAACAUGCUGAUCUUCUGCCAGGUAACCGACAGCCAGCAGCCUGGAGACCAUCCUCCGUUACUUCAUGCUAAAACCAUUUCAUCCUCUAAGAACCUUUGGACCACAGGUACCUUAGAAAGCAAAGCCAAGCUGUUCUGGCGGCGUCUCAGCAGGCUGAUGAGCAAACUGAACCCGGAGCCUAACCUGAUCCACGUAAUGGGCUGCUAUGUGCUGGGAAGUGCUAAUGGAGAAAAGCUUAUUCAGACUUUGAAGAGGCUGAUGAGGCCUUCAAUUGUUGAAUUCAAGUCCCCGCUGGAGCUGUCGGCCCAGGGUAAAGAAAUGAUCGAGAUGUACUUCGACUUCCGCCUGUACCGCCUCUGGAAGAGCCGCCAGCACUCCAAGCUGCUGGACUACGACGACCUCAUCUGACCCCGCCGGCCCCCAUGAGGCUUUUCAGCCAGUUCUAACCGGUCUGAGCCUGCAGCUGCACGGCGGCGUGGUGUUGGCCAUCUUGAACGUCCAUCAGGACUCCGGCUCUGCAGCAGAGCGGCAGCGGCGAGCCAGGAGGUGUUUGUUUCUUUCUUGGACAGGCAGACGGUGGCCUCGUAGAGACGUCUGUAACCGUCAGCCAUUUUCAUUUCUGCCUCCCUCUGGAGGGGGGCGGGAGGAGAGGUCAGCCAUCGUCUUCGCCUGGAUGCGUCAGUGAUGCUGAUGGAGAACAGCAGCUUUGCUGUUUCAUUCUUUCAGAAGGACUCAGCUCUCUGAGGCUCCUAACCAUCAGAAGGAUUCCUUUCUUUUCUCAAAGGAAGCAGAAUUAGAUGUAAAUAAAGAGGAUUCUGAGUGACGGCGUCUUAGAAACAGCUUUCAUUUCUACUAAACCUUUAGAUUUGCAAACUAGAAAGUAUAGAUGUAUUUCAUGCAGACUGUUGUCUAAACUCAGGUGAAACCCUUCUGUAGGUCAGAGCUGAAGGCGUUUUUAAGCCCCGCCUCCUCAGAGGAACAUGGCUGCUCUGCAGGAUGUUCAGACUGACCAUUUAUUAUCACCUCAUAUGAAGCAGGUGCAGAAAAAAUUAGUUUGGAUAUUUUAGCAUUUUUCUAUUUAUUGUUCUAGAUUUAACUUGAAUGAAACGAAGUAGCAAUGAUUAGGAAAGGCAAUACUGUGUUUGAUGUUAGAGCUGUUAUUAAACCGUGUUAAUAGGAGCCUAGAUUACAAAGCUGCGUUCACACCAAACACAGCAGGAGCAGCAAAAACGCGUCUGCUGCUUUCUUUUUGAUGCCCGUACCAGUUUAUUUCAGACGCGCGGCUGAAGCAUCUUUGCUGUUCUGGCUGCGCCGUCAAAAAGUUGGUCUGACGUGCGGUGGGCGGAGCUACUCUAUCCUUUCUUUGCCCUGCAGCCAUAUUUGCUGUGACCAGUGGGAAUAAAGUCGUUCUAACAUGUUUUUAAGUG